Messenger RNA from Macrobrachium nipponense, 2386 nucleotides. Its product is annotated as methylglutaconyl-CoA hydratase, mitochondrial-like. The transcript is spliced from 2 exons. NCBI's taxonomy places the organism in Eukaryota, Metazoa, Arthropoda, Malacostraca, Decapoda, Palaemonidae. The coding region runs from base 895 to 1776 and encodes 293 amino acids. Gene Ontology annotation, biological process: fatty acid beta-oxidation. The record is from RefSeq and is a predicted model, not a curated record. Gene Ontology annotation, cellular component: mitochondrion.
AGCCGGAGUGGUGUAUUGACCCUUUGGUGGCGAGUCACGUAGGCUUAAGUUUAUCCCAGCCUUCAUAAGUAGCUAGUUUUGAAUAUUGUAUCUUGGGAUGCUUACCUAAACCUUGCUUUUGUGGUAGCAUAGGCUAAUUUAUAUAGAUCAGUAUCAUCUCUUAGAAUAAUAAAUUUGGUGUAUUUAAGUCGUGAGUAAAAAUAUUUUGUUUUCGUUUAGCAUAAAAAAUAGUAUCCAAGUCUGAUUACUAUAUGGGAUCAUUAUGUAAGAAGCUACAAAUUUCCUGGCGUUAGGUAGGCUAUUACAGUUCCUAAUUGAUUGUAUGCUUUCAAGUAAAAGUUAUGUAUAGCAAAUUGACGUACUGUUAGUAGUAGCUCAUGUUUCAAAGCACAUCCAUUGGCAAAGUUUACAACCGGUGAACAAACCUACAGGCUUAGUAGCUACUGUAAUUUACGGGCUGCUCCAGGAGCAAGAGCCCGUGCCAGCACAAGGCUGGCAUAAUAAAAAAAUUAAAUUAAAUUAACCACAGACCUCGACCCUAGUGUUCACAGGUAUAUCGAACUAUACAGCUAAAACUUAGUGUGAGGUUAGGGUAGUUUUUGACCAUUGCCAAGUUUAUUCUAGUGGGAAAUGCCACAAAUAAAAGAAAGUUAUUUGAAGACUAAAUUGAAUAAGAUUAUUCCAUAAGUAUUAGUUGUGAUUCUCUUAAAUUAGAUUUGAGGCAUCAUAAGGGGAAUUUGUUAUAGGCAUUGCCAUUAUCAUGGAUUGCAUACAUCAUGUCAAGGAUGGGGAUUUGAUAUAGCCUAAGCUUCCUAGUACCCUUUUUCAUCACUGAUGGUCACAUCUCAUGGAGAGUCAAUCAUAUUCUAAAACAGGUUAACAGAAUAACACAAAAUGAUGCGCUAUGCUGGUGUUCGAUUGCUCCGAGGGGCAUGGUUGGCUUCUGCAACAAAAACUCGAUUGUAUUCGUCCAGUAACACAGACGUAAUUAUUCAAAGGCUGGAGGGGGAUUGUGAAGGAAUAACUGUUUUUGGCUUUAGUCGUCCAGCUGCAAAAAAUGCAAUAAGUAAAAAUCUCCUGAAAGAAUUUGAGGCUGCCAUUUCCAGUGUGCGACACGAUAGAAGUGUUCGAGUAGUAUUGCUACGUUCAUUAGUUCCAGGUGUGUUUUGUGCUGGUGCUGACUUGAAAGAAAGAGCAACAAUGAAACCAGAAGAAGUUGGGCCCUUUGUAUCUAAGGCUCGUGCAUGUAUUGGCGAUUUAGAGAACUUACCAAUGCCUGUCAUAGUGGCACUUGAUGGUGCAGCUCUUGGGGGUGGCUUAGAAAUGGCCUUGGCUUGUGAUCUUCGUGUAGCUGCCGACUCUGCUAAAAUGGGACUUGUUGAAACAAAACUAGCAAUCAUUCCAGGUGCUGGUGGCACUCAGCGCCUCCCUAGGAUCGUUGGGACUGCUAAGGCCAAGGAACUUAUAUACACAGCUGCUGUUCUUAAUGGAAAGGAAGCUGCAGAAAUAGGUUUAGUCAAUGCCGUUGCUCCUCAGAAUGAAAGUGGAGAUGCUGCGUACCUCAAGGCCUUAGAGCUUGCAAAGAAAAUAAUUCCCAAUGGCCCAGUUGGUGUUAAAAUGGCAAAGACUGCAAUUACUCGUGGAAUGGAAGUUGACUUAACUACAGGAUUGAGUAUUGAGGAAGCCUGUUAUGCUCAGGUGAUUCCAACAAAGGACAGAAUUGAAGGAUUAACAGCCUUUAGAGAAAAGAGGAAGCCAGAGUACAAGGGAGAAUAAUGGUGAUAUGGUAUUCUUGCACAACUCUCUCAUGACAUCUUUUAAUUUGAUUUUCAUGAAGAUAGCAUGGUAGAAAACUUUGUAAUUUAGCUGAAAGAUGUUAAAUGAAAUAUUUACAUAGUACUGAAAGUGUACAGAAUGUUAAGCAUUAUAAGUACACGUGUCUGGAACUUUUAUACUACAAUAUUCCCAAGAAAGUAAUUUUUAGAAAAAUUCAGGGAAUUUUGUUCCAUUAUUCAGGUAAUUUUUGUAUUUGUAGAUACUGUAUAAACAAUAAUGGAAAACAGUUUUGUAUAUUUUUUGUUAUAUUAUCAAUUUUGAACAUUGAAUAGAGAACAUUUAUUAAAACUAUGGCUUAGAUCAGGGAAAGUUAGGAAGUUGAUACUUUUCUGUGGCAGAAAGAAAUGAAGUGGUAUUCAAUACAGUACUGUAUAUUAACAUGUUUGAAUGAAUGUUUGCAGAGUCCCUUUGUGCCAUAAGUCUCUGUUUGUAACAACAUUGAGUUGGGUACUCAAAAAUGCAUUGUCAUUUUUUGUUGGGCAGGAAAAUAUAGUAGUAAUAAAGUACAAAGUCUGUAAUUUUGUGGGUUUCAAUAAAGAAUUUAUAUUUU